Messenger RNA from Gryllus bimaculatus (two-spotted cricket), 465 nucleotides. The record is from the annotation of a GenBank genome assembly. Lineage: Eukaryota; Metazoa; Arthropoda; Insecta; Orthoptera; Gryllidae.
AUGGCGCGAGUUUAUGAAGUACCAGAAUUAAAAAUUUUAAUACACCUUCCAAUAAGUUCAAUAUCAGCAGAACGUAGAAAAUACAUUCCAACAAACAAUGGUAUAGCUGUCAAUGCUGUCAGCAGUGAGUUUCGCUUUCGACCUAGAGCUACGAUGUGUUGGGAGAAGGCUCUAUCUACGGGUUCACUCGAAAAAGCACAGAACUUGUACAAUUAUGUGCGCGUUGGGCCUGGCACCGCCCGGGUGUCGUGCAGGGGCCCGACUCCCGCGAUGCGUCAUGCGGAGGUGGUGGCGGGGUGGGGCGGAGCGGAGCGGGGUGGGGCGGGGCGCGAGCAGUGCUCCCUCGGGUGGCGCAGCGAGUUGAACGCGCUCCCCGCUGGGGGCCGGUGGCCAGGGGCGUUGUUCGAGGAGAAAGAAGAAGAUAGGAGGAAGCUGAGACUACAAGCUGGUACUACUAAGGUCUGA